Messenger RNA from Cebus imitator (Panamanian white-faced capuchin), 3439 nucleotides. Its product is annotated as phospholipid scramblase 1-like. Gene Ontology annotation, biological process: plasma membrane phospholipid scrambling. Gene Ontology annotation, cellular component: plasma membrane. The transcript has 6 exons. Bases 2569 to 3270 code for a protein of 233 amino acids. The record is from RefSeq and is a predicted model, not a curated record. NCBI's taxonomy places the organism in Eukaryota, Metazoa, Chordata, Mammalia, Primates, Cebidae. Gene Ontology annotation, molecular function: phospholipid scramblase activity.
UAUUAACAGUACUGUAUGUGAGGGCUCAGAAGGAAAUGAAGAAGUAAUAGGAAACAUGAAGAAACUGUAUUUUUCCUGUAUUAUGAUAGAAUGCUUAACCGAACAGUGCUACAAUGUUAUUUUGAGAGAUAAAUUUAUAAACCAUGAACUUGGAAUUUUAUUUGAGAUUCCAAGAAAAGUGUUGAAAUUCCUUUUGUUUAUGGUACAAUGUGGGAAAACAAGAGAGAGAAAAAAAAUAUUGAGAGAACUUUUAGCAAAAAGGAAUCAGGACUUGAUGAUUUAGAAGAUUUUCAUCUUACCAAAUUCCCACGACGCUAAAAUUAGCACAUUCAAUGUCAGGAAAUUGAGCUCUUGUACUCUGAAGAGAAGGUAAAGCGAGUGACCUGACAGCCUUUUGCUAAUGUUUCUGAAGUAGCAACAUUUCAUAGUAUUCAAUCACACAAAGGACUCUGAAGAGUUUAGGCAAUAUCAAUGGAGGAACAAAUGACAGGGAAAGGAAUAAAUAAAAGAAAUUCACUAGAAUUGCAAAUGAAAACUGCCUAAUAAUAUUACUUAGCUGAAAACAUGUGCUUCCCCUUAAGAAAAAUGAAGAAUUAUUCUGAGGGCAGAGCUGCAGGACAAGAGGGAAGAAUCCUGAAGCCAGAAGGUAAAACUGACAGCCACUGAGGAUUAUUUCAAGGUGCCAAAAUGUAGUGGAGCCUCACAUGCUGGAUUUCAAAAUUAUUUGCGUUGAUGAUUCUUUUUUUGAUUCUAUCUUCUCCCUCUUUGAACAGAAAUGCCUCUAACAGGGAAACUAUCUCUGUCCUACUAUUGCGUUAUGAAAAGAGUAAAAUGUACUCUUGUUUUACAAGUCAAAGUUUGAAGAGAAAUUUUUACCCAUAAUGGAUCAUACCCAUAGUCACAACCAAUACCAGAUUUACAUGGUGAGAUUUUUGGAUAUUUAAGCUGAUGAAGUUUAUUUAUGGUGAGGUAAUUUAAUGUGUUGAGCUUUUGGAGAUUUGAUAUGGGAUUUACAUACUUUGCCUGUGGGAUAGAUAUUCCUUUGGGGAACUGAGAGAGAACUAUUGUAAACAGAGCAGUGGUUCCCCAACAUACCGGUAUCAUAAUCCAAAGAACCAGUAGAUGUAUAACCUAGAUGAAAAGAAGCAUUUUUCAAAUAUAAUUACAUUAAGGAUCUUAAGAUCCUUUAACACAGCCAAUUAUUCUGUUAUCUGUGUGGACCAAAUGUAAUUACAAUACUCCUAAUGAGAGAAUACAAGGUCAGAAGGUAAAACAAAAGAGAAAGAAAAAUAUAAUUCCUAUAGCCUUCAACAAAAACACAACCCUGAAGACCCGUUGCAGACUUCUGACCACCAGAAAUUGGAACACAAUACAUUUGUGUUGAUUUAUUUGAUAUAUAAUAUUUUACAUAUUCAGGUGGUACAUGUGAGUGUUUGUUAAUUGCAGAGAAUGUGUAAUGAUAAAGUCCAGGGCAUUUGGAAUUAUCCAUCACCCUGAGUAUUUAUCAUUUCUUUAUGUAGGAAAUAUUUCAAAUCCUCUAUUCUACCUGCUUUUAAAUAUACAAUACAUAUUGCUAACUAAAGUCCCCAACAUUCUUCUUGAACAUUAGAACUUGUAAAAUGGAGUAGCCACUUUGGAAAACAUUUAGCAGUUUCUCAAAAAUUCAAACACAUAGUUGCUAUCUGACCCAUCUAAACUAAAAUAGCAAUAAUAGCAACUCAAGUAUGUAUGGUCCUCUCUUUUGCUAGGAUUGUUUCUUUACUUCUCUUUACCUCACCUCUUAUUUCAUAGUCAGUAUCUUUGGAAUGCAAACCUGCUAUUUAAAAUUUACUCUUGUUUUUAGCAGUAAACAUUUUUCAAAAGUAUGUUUUCUUCUUUGUCAUUAUUAAUAUUUAUCUCUUGCCUAUAUGUUGUGGCCUUUUUGUUAUAUGUUUAACUUUUUUCUUGUAUCUGUUUGAGAGUAGAUCAUACAAUAUUUGCCACAAAAUAAUGUGAGUAAAUUCUGCAAUAUUUUCAGUGUAUUUGUGGGCACUGUUAAUCCUCCUCUUAAACUUUGAGCUGGAAACAGGGUUUGUAGAUUAAUUUAUUUUCCAAGUUUUAUUCUGAGCAACCUAAGGAAAAUACAGAGAAUCAUAAAACCCUAAUUAGGGCCAAUUAGAAAAUUUGCCUCCACAAAGAUUUGUUCUAAUUUUGUUAGAAUCAUGGUGCUGGAGAUAGAUAUCUACUCAAACCUCAUUUUAAGAUGAUUUAUCUUGUCCUUACUUAAUUUUGUUUAAAUAGAUUAAGGUCACAUGGGAAUAACAAUCUGCAUUAACUGGUACUUGUAUUCCUGAAAUUCUUUUUUGGUAUUUGAUGAGAGACAGACUUAUAAAACCACAAAUAUUAAAAACAACUUACAAAAUAAAAUAUGAAUGUUGUUUACACCAUUAAAUGUAGAAGAGCUAAGCCUGUAGUUGUAGAUUCCUGUUUCUAACCAGGUUAAUAUGUUUUGAUGAUGUUAGAUGUUAAACAUAAAAGACUAAAUAUUUUCAAUUUGUCUCAUUCUAAAGCACUUACAUAAUUUAGAUUAUGGCUAUUUAUGAUCUCCGACCCUGGUUGUCUACACCAGGGACGAUAACCAGCUGUCCACCUGGAUUGGAGUGUUUGCAUCAGAUAAAUCACUUAAUAGUGUGUCAACAUUUUGACCCUCUGGGAGCCCUCAGAAAAUUUGAAACUAGUAAAACAUAUGAAAUCUUGAACAAUCAAGGACAAAGAAUUUAUUUUGCAGAAGAGAGAAAUAAUUGCUUCCUUCGACACCUUUGUGGAUUUUCAAGGCCUUUUACUAUGACAAUUUAUGAUAAUGUAGGUAGAGAUAUACUUGCUCUGCAUAAGGCUCUGAAAUGUAGCUGUUGCUGGAGUAGAUGCUGCCUACAAAAGCUAAAAGUUGAAGCUCCCCCUGGCGAAACAAUUGGAUAUGUUUAUCAAUACUUUCACCCAUUCUUGCCAAAAUUCAAAAUAAAAAAUGAGAAUAAGGAGGAGGUAAUGAAAAUUAAAGGGCCAUGGUUGGUCUUCAGCUGUCUCAGGGAUCUAAAUUUUAAUUUAUUGACGCUGGAUGAGGAAAUGGUUAUUGGAAAAAUUUCAAAACACUUCUCUGGAUCUGUGAGGGGAAUAUUAACCAAUGGUGAGAAACUCGAGAUCCAGUUUCCAUUUGAUCUUGAUGUUAAAAUUAAAGCACUGAUGCUUGGAGCAACUUUCCUCAUUGAUUACAUGUAUUUUGAACUGUGGCCAUAAGACUCACCCUGAAAGAAUAUGUCAGAGAAUACUGGCAUUUGUUUUUGCCAGCCCUCAACAAAACUAAACAACUUUCACUGAAAAUAUCUAAAUAAAAUUUUAUUUUGCUAAAACUAUUCAUACAUAUUCUUACUGCAUAAUAAGCUAUACCAAAAAAUAUUAACUUAAA